CUCAUUUGAUUGAACACUUCCAACCCACGAUUCUAGACAGGCCUCUCACGAUGGCCCUUUCUAUGGAGAGGCGCGCGGCGAACUCAGGCGUCAGCACACCUGCAGCUCCCCGGCGUUAUUUAUUCGCCAAUCCGAACUCUUCUGUAGCAGUUCGUAAUUGCAACUCGCUGGCUCAUCGGUUAGCGAUGGCCUCGCCUGCGGCGGACCUGGCGCCUGGCUCCACAAGCUACCCUGCUGCCUGGCCCUGCAUCCGCUCGCCUCGGUUAUCGCGCUCGGCUAUCGUGGCAGCGGCUUCUGGAAACGGCGCUGGAGCCCCGGGCAAGGUCGGUGUGGUGAUUGUGGACCACGGCUCGCGCAAGCGCGCCUCCAAUGACAUGCUGCACGAGUUCGGCGCCCUGUACGGCCAGCUGACGGGGCACGACCUGGUGGAGGUGGCACACAUGGAGAUCGCGGAGCCCACCAUUGCGCAGGCCGUGGGCCGCUGCGCGGAGCGGGGCGCCAGCACUGUGGUGAUUGCGCCGUACUUCCUGUCACGAGGGCGCCACAUCCAGGAGGAUAUCCCGGCUCUGGUGCGGGAGGCGCAGGCGGAGCACCCCGGGCUGAAGUGCAUAAUCGCCGACCCCAUCGGCAUUGACCCGCUGAUGGUCCAGCUGAUCAGCAACCGGGUGGCCUCGGCUCUGGAGGGCGGGGAUGAGGCCGGCAAGGCGGCGGUGGCCGUGGCGUCGGGAGCUGGGGCUGGCGCUGGGCAGGCGUGAUACACUGGAUUUUGGCAGCGUUGGAAGGGUGCAGGUGCCUGGUCAGCAUAGCAGGGCAGAGCGCGUUUGCCUGGCAGCAUGAGGAGCAUAAGGAGUGUCAAGGGAUACCGUUUACGGGGGAGGUUUCGAAGAUCACGGAAGCCAUUCAGAAAUAGACAGGGCGUUGCGUGCACUAAGCAGCCCUGAUGGCAGGGUAGCUCGAGUCCCGUCAGGCGAAGUGCAAAUUGCUGCUGACCGCUGACGCCAAGCAUAUGAUACGGUAAGUAGGGCAAAGUGGAGGAUUGGGCUCGGGCAUGCCAGUUCCGUUUUUCGCCCUGUGGUCAUGGUUGGAAAGUCCGAGUUGGGAGCUUGGCGCCAAUGCGUUGAGGCGAGGCACAGUCUAUUGCCAUGUAUGUAAGCAUAAUUCGGU
Messenger RNA from Chlamydomonas reinhardtii, 1164 nucleotides. RefSeq lists its product as uncharacterized. The transcript is spliced from 5 exons. The coding region runs from base 186 to 755 and encodes 189 amino acids. Gene Ontology annotation, molecular function: lyase activity. NCBI's taxonomy places the organism in Eukaryota, Viridiplantae, Chlorophyta, Chlorophyceae, Chlamydomonadales, Chlamydomonadaceae. The record is from RefSeq and is a predicted model, not a curated record.